AUGCAAGAGUGGUGUACAAUAGAGUCUGACCCUGGAGUAUUCACUGAGCUCAUAAAUGCAAUUGGAGUUUAAGGGGUUUAAGUUGAAGAGAUUUAUGAUCUAAAUGAUGAAUAAUAGAUAGCCUAAAUGCAACCCAUUUAUGGAUUCAUAUUCUUAUUCAGAUGGACAAGCAAAGGUGAAAAAAGAGAGUGUCUUAAAAUUUAUGACCAAGAUCUCUUCUUUGCUAAUUAAGUCAUCUAAAACGCAUGUGCAACUUAAGCCAUCAUCUCCAUUUUACUCAAUUCCCCUUAAAUUGAAAUUGGAGAAGCGCUUAAAAAUUAUAAAGUAAUAUAUUAUUAAAGAAUUCAGGAAUUUACUAUUGCUCUGGAUCCUAAGGAAAGGGGAAAUUGUUUAGGAGGUGUUGAAGUGAUUAAAACAGCUCACAAUAGCUUUGCUAGACCUGAACCAUUCAUUUUCUCAAAUGAAAAAAAGAAGGCCAAAGUAAAUUUUCGAAUUUUUAUUCUAGGAAGGUGAUGAUGUCUUUCAUUUUGUUUCUUAUCUUCCAUUCAAAGGAAAAGUGUACGAGUUAGAUGGUCUCUAAGAAGGACCAAUCUUGAUUGGUGAAUAUCAAGAUGAUUGGAUUGUCAGAGCUAAAGAAGCCAUCUUAAAAAGGAUCUAACAUUACUAAGAAAAAGAAACUGCUUUUACUUUGCUAGCUGUCAAUCAAUGCAGAAAAUUCAAAGUACAACUCAAUUAUUCAUUUAGGCAAACAAAAUUCUAUCAUCGUCUUAAAAUGAAAUACUAUUGACUCUCAAAACCUUAGAGUUCAUGGGUGUGGAAUUAUCUGAAGAAUAAAAACAAUAGUUAAUUGAACUAUCAAAUUAACAAGUAAAUUUGAAUACUAUGUAAGAAUAUUGAAUAAGAAUUACUCCAAGAAUCUAAAGAAGAAUUAUUAAAUAGAUUAAAUAAUGCCAAUAACAGAAUUUAAGAAGCUUAAAUUAUUCUGAGUGAAGAAACUGCCAAGUUUUAAAAAUAUAAAGUAGAUUUUUAUGUUAUCUCUUUUUUAGGAAGAAAAUUCCAGAAGGAAACAUAAUUAUAUUCCAUUCAUUUUGGAACUUUUUAAGAUGGCUUAAAGAAAAGGUCAACUUGAAGGAUNUAUCUUUUUCUUUAUUUUUAGUCUUUAAAAUGAUCUUUAAUGCUCAAUAAGAAGGUCUUAGAUUCUAUUAUUAGUUCAAUAAUUGAAGGUUCAGUUUAAUAGGCAGGAUUGA
Paramecium octaurelia is the source of this 1247-nucleotide messenger RNA. The record is from the annotation of a GenBank genome assembly. NCBI's taxonomy places the organism in Eukaryota, Ciliophora, Oligohymenophorea, Peniculida, Parameciidae.